Messenger RNA from Cryptomeria japonica (Japanese cedar), 667 nucleotides. RefSeq lists its product as uncharacterized. The record is from RefSeq and is a predicted model, not a curated record. Lineage: Eukaryota; Viridiplantae; Streptophyta; Pinopsida; Cupressales; Cupressaceae. The transcript has a single exon. The coding region runs from base 28 to 507 and encodes 159 amino acids.
CUCACCCACAAACAAACGGCUACAUAUAUGUGGCAUUCCUGCAUGGAAAUGAAUUCACGUUUUCCUAUUCUUGCAUUGGAGUUUGAGAUGGCUGGGAUGAACAUAUUGAAGGGCAUCCUCAAAAUAUUUCGUGCAGUUCAUCGGCAGAACCGGUCGGGGUUGGAGCGGUUCAGUUGGGCAGUGAGACGUCCAUUGGUAAUGUACAGCAUCAUUUGGACAAUGUUACUGGCUGCUGUGGUCACAAUAGCUUCUCUCACACAGGAGUUGGCUUUCACUUCCACUUUCUCUUCCUCUUCACACUUUUCCAAGGCGUGUCCAGAUGAAUCAAAGAAUUCAAAUAGGACAUGUUAUAGAAUGGCCUUGGAUAGACCGGGGGACGUCUUCUGCUUGCCGGCUCAGGCCUUCUCAAGAUCCGCCAUUGAUUACCUUGUGCCUCCCAUCUUUGCUACUCUCGUCGUACUUGCUUCGGCUUCUUUUGUGCAUGCAGCCGGUCUCUGGGAGAUUUAGGGCAACUUCUUUUAUUGGGAUUUUACACAAUAAAAGAAUUUUCUUUCUUUCUUUCUCUUUCUUUUUUUUUUUCUUAUUUUUGUUUAUCUAUACAUAUCUUACAACUUAGUCCUUUUCAUCUCAUUGUGAGAAAAAAUACUUGAUUUCUUGGUAAACUUUA